This is a messenger RNA of Phodopus roborovskii (desert hamster), 1779 nucleotides long. It is a transcript of the gene Cars2, whose product is annotated as cysteinyl-tRNA synthetase 2, mitochondrial. The coding region runs from base 16 to 1668 and encodes 550 amino acids. The transcript has 15 exons. Lineage: Eukaryota; Metazoa; Chordata; Mammalia; Rodentia; Cricetidae. Gene Ontology annotation, molecular function: ATP binding; cysteine-tRNA ligase activity. The record is from RefSeq and is a predicted model, not a curated record. Gene Ontology annotation, biological process: cysteinyl-tRNA aminoacylation. Gene Ontology annotation, cellular component: cytoplasm.
GGGUCUGUCCCGGACAUGCUGCGGGCUCCUAGGUCUGGGCCGGGCAUUCGGCUGCUCCGGGACGCGGUGGGUCUCGGGCGACGCGGGCGAGCAUGGCAGAGACCACAAGGCCAGGACACCGGCGUGCAGGUGCACAACAGCCUCACAGGCAGGAAGGAGCCUUUGAUCGUGGCCCGCACGGACGCUGUCUCCUGGUAUAGCUGUGGACCGACUGUGUACGACCAUGCACACCUUGGCCAUGCUUGCUCAUACGUUAGAUUUGAUAUUAUCCGAAGGAUCCUGACCAAUGUGUUUGGAUGCAAUGUGGUCAUGGCGAUGAGCAUUACAGAUGUGGAUGAUAAAAUAAUCAGAAGAGCUAAUGAGAUGAAUGUGUCGCCUGCCUCUCUUGCCAGUCUUUUUGAAGAAGAAUUUAAACAAGACAUGGCAGCCCUGAAGGUUCUGCCGCCAACAGUGUACUUAAGAGUCACUGAGAACAUCCCGAAGAUCAUUGCUUUUAUUGAAGGCAUCAUUGCUCAUGGCCAUGCUUACUCCACAGCCACAGGCAGUGUCUACUUUGAUCUGCAAGCUCGAGGGGACAAGUACGGCAAGCUCAUCAGUGUGGUUCCCAGUGCACCUGCAGAGCCAGCAGUUGACUCUGAUAAACGGCACGCCGGCGACUUUGCCCUGUGGAAGGCAGCCAAACCUCAGGAGGUAUUCUGGACCUCGCCAUGGGGAGACGGACGGCCUGGUUGGCAUAUUGAGUGCUCCACCAUGGCCAGCGAGGUGUUUGGAAGCCAACUGGACAUCCACACAGGCGGUGUAGACUUGGCCUUCCCACAUCAUGAAAACGAAAUAGCGCAGAGUGAAGUCUUCCACCAGAGUCAGCAAUGGGGAAAUUACUUCCUGCACUCUGGGCAUUUGCAUGUGAAAGGCAAAGAAGAAAAAAUGUCCAAAUCCCUAAAAAACUACAUCACCAUUAAGGACUUCCUGCAGACUUUCUCACCUGAUGUAUUCCGGCUUUUCUGCAUGCGCACCAGCUAUAGGUCAGCCAUUGAAUACAGUGACAGUACCCUGUUGGAAGCCAAGCACCUGCUGCUGGGGCUGACCUCGUUUGUGGAGGAUGCUCGAGCCUAUGUAAAAGGGCAGCUGACCUGUGGCCCUGUUGGGGAAGGUGUGCUGUGGGAGAGGCUGGCCAGCACCAAGAAGGCCGUGAAGGCUGCGCUAGCCAAUGACUUUGACACACCGAGGGCAGUGAAUACCAUCCUGGAUCUUGUGCACCAUGCGAACAGAGAACUUAGGGCAGUUUCCAAGGAAGCUGGUGGCCCAAGAAGUCCCACUGUGAUUGGUGCCAUAAUCUCCUACGUUGAGCAGUUUUUCGAGACUGUUGGGAUUUCUCUGGCACAUCGACAGUGUGUUUCAGGAGACAGCAGCACGGCAACACUGCACUGCGUGGUAGAUGAACUCGUGCGCUUCAGGCUGAAAGUCCGCCAGUAUGCAUUGGCUACACCUGGGGCUACCGGGGAGGCCCGGAGACAGCAGCUCCAGGAGAGGCAGCCCUUGCUACAGGCAUGUGAUGCAUUGCGCCAGGACCUCGCCACCCAUGGCAUCAAUGUUAAGGACAGAGGCAACACAACCUCCACAUGGGAACUGCUGGAUCCAAGAACAAAACACCAGAACCCCGGAAGUUGAGGAUGAGACAGUGGCAGACCACAUGCCACCACGUCAUGGCACCUGCUCUUUUGUGCUGAAAACUUUAUAUUAAAGUUGCCAAUUGUGGCUGUUUAGCCAUCAGUAAAGUGA